Molecule: messenger RNA, 5406 nt
Organism: Bactrocera dorsalis (oriental fruit fly)
Lineage: Eukaryota; Metazoa; Arthropoda; Insecta; Diptera; Tephritidae
Product: piggyBac transposable element-derived protein 4-like
Exons: 2
Coding region: 3694-4950 (418 amino acids)
Source: RefSeq, a predicted model, not a curated record
UAAAUGCUGGCACGCCACUGUUUUAUUCACUCGUUCUAGAAGCGUAAAUGAUGACACGCAACUGUCUUGGUCACUAAAAGGACGGCGAUCGAAAAAAGGCGAUGUACGGGCUCGACAGUAACUUGAAAUAAAUUUGUUAGCGUAUUUACCUAAGUGUUACCCAUAACAUAUUCAUUUUUUAGCGAAUUGUUUAUUUACUUACAUAUAACAAAAGUAUUUGUUACCCAAAUUUCUGUUAGUGUUAUUAUUUUGGUUGGCAGUUUGUUACGUUUAACAUAUAAACAAGUUAGCAUGUUUGUUACAUAUUUGUUAUAAGUAACAAAACAUAUGUGCUACCUCGAUUUUCCUCGUUCGUCUUCUUCUUUGCUGGCGUAGAAACUGCUUACGCGGUUAUAGCCGAGUUAACAACAGCGUGCCAGUCGUUUCUUUUUAUAGCAAGGCGACGCCAAGUCGAGAUUCCAAGCGAAACCAGACCCUUCUCCACCUGGUUUUUCCAAUGGGGUGGCGGUCUUCCUCUUCUUUUGUUUCCCCCGGCAGGUAAUGGAGCUGGAGUGUGUUCGUCCAUUCGGACGACAUGACCUAGGCAGCGUAGCCCCUGUCUUUUAAUUCGCUGAACUAGUUCAAUGUCGUCGUAUAUCUCAUACCGUGCAGGGCAUGCCUCUGCACCAUAUAACCCGACGGGAAUAAUGAAUGAUUUAUAGAGGUUUGUUUUUGAUCGUGGAGAGAGGGCUUUACUUCUACUUGGUCCGAAGUAGCACCUGUUGGCAAGAGAUAUUCGGCGUCGGAUUUCGUGGCUGACAUUGUUGUUGAUGUUGCUGCUGGUUCCAAAUAGACGAAAUUAUAUACGACUUUGAAGUUUUGACUGUCGUGACGGUCACCCCUACGGGUAGGGGGGCUCCUGCUUGCAGGGGGAAGAAUAUAACCAUGGUAAGGCAUGCCUUUCGUAAGAUGUGACUAAAAUCCCACAUGCACUGUGUCUGCCAUUCUGGGUUUACCUUGAAAUGUCAGUGUAUUCCGUGUCAGAUAGUGUGCUAUAAUACUUAUCGUAAAAAAUGAAUAUUAUGCGCUUUAUAUUUAUUCCUGGUAUAAGGCAUUUGAAUUACGAGACAAAUGUCACCAGUCAUUUGAGUUCUUAGGGGCUCAACUGGCAGUAGCGAAAGCUACAAAUUCUCACCACGGGCAGCAGGUUGCCUUUGGAGAUUACUCCAAUCUGCUCAUUGGGUUUCGCCCUUUGUGGAUAUUCGUGGUGGUUGUAGUUUGAACCUAAAUGCAGGCAUGGCAUUUUGUCCAACGUGGAGUCGCAUUGCGGCCGGGUGCCAGAUCCAGAGUACGGCAGAGGUUUUAGGUCGGCAUCAUACCCGACCAAGGUGAGUGCUGAUUGCAUUUAUGCGUUAUGGCGCUGAUCCAUUGUAUUGAUCUACGUGCUUCUAGAAAUAACGAACACUGUUGUGGCGGAAUGUCACGAGUCAGCAUGUUUUAGAAAUGCAUCAUAUUAAUAUGUAGCUAAAGUGAGUUUUAAGUUCUAUUGAAAAAAGCAGUUGCUGAACAAAUCUCUUGGUGUUGUGCUGUCAUUUAUUGAGGAGAUCGCGGCUAACAAUAACAAUAAGAACAGGGAGAUUAUUAACAGAAUUUAAAACAACAAUUAAAAUUUUGCACUAUUGGUGGUUUCAUUCCCUUAAACAUGUGUUCAAAAAUUUCAUUACUUAAUAAAUCUUUAAAUAGGAAAACUGUGGACGAUUAAACAACAAUAAUUAAAUUAAACAACAAAAAUUAUUCAAAACAAAAACAACAAUAUCAUAGAAGCAACAGUGGCAACAGCAAUAACAAUAAUUAAAUUAACAACAAAAAUAAUGAAAAACAAAAUCAACAGCGGCAACAGCAGCAGCAGCUAUGACAAAACAUCAACUUCAACAAUAGCAACAAAAGCAACAGCGGCUUCCUAGAAGAUGCAGAGAAGUAAUGUAAGAUUAAAUUAAAUAUUGAAACAUAUUAUUAUAUUAUAUACAUACAUAUGUGUGCAUAAAAUAAGAUAAGUCAUCAAAGAUCAAAAGCCAGUUAUUUUAAAAUUGUAGAGAGUGGAUUAAAUCUUAAAUUCUCUGUGACUUCAAAAUUGUAGGAGCAAGUCUUUGAUAGAUCUUGUACUACCAGUGUAAGUAAAACUGUAGGAAUAAGAUACAUACUGAAAUUUCCAUAAAGAAACUAAAAAAGUGUUCUAAAUGUAAAAAGAAAGUGUUAAAAAUUAAAACGAAAACACAAAACAAAAACUUCAAAAUAAGUGAAAAUAAUUAUAUUUUAAUAAAACAGAAGUUCUCGGAAAAGAAAAACAAAUCAGUUUAAAUAAAAUGACUUGUAAUAAUAGGAUUUUAGAAAUUAUUUUCAUCUUGCCCCACCAGCUAGUUGUGUAGAUUGCAAAAUAAAACUAAAACAACAUUUUGAAAUAACGUAAAUACAUUACGCGUAGGUAGCAUUAGUGAGUUAAGCAACAAAAUUAUUGAAAUAAUUGAUGCUAUAACUAAAUUUGGAGCUCUCGACGAAAACGAGGGGACGAUGAAGGACAUUUUUUGAAGAAUGCUUAUUCAACGUAUUAAGCAAAUCACAUCAGGGACUUGUGCUUAUGCAAUAAGGAACUCUACACAAUGUGCCAAAUAAUAGAAAUAAUUUUACAGGCCAACAAAGUUUUAGGCCUAGAUGUGCUAAUAAUUUUAACAAUUAACAAAAUUACAGGCCAAUACAUACGAUUAAUUCUGCAAGUCAACAACAAAAUAAUAGAACUGAUAACACAUUCAAUUUUCGAGGUCAGACAAAUGGAUUGGGUCAACAUAAUAGCAGACUACAAAAUACAAGUAAUUUUGCUCGACAGUACUCGUGGAUUACCUGGACUAACAAUAACAGUGGACAUUAUAGGUCUAGGAAUUUUAAUAGGCCUACUCUAUGGAAGUUAAUACCAUGAGUCGGGUUGAGGAACUGGAAGAAACAAACGUUAAUGGAGACUUAAUCAACUGACUUGCGAUGAUAAAUACCCUCUGCCAAAUAUUGAUGGGAUUUUGGAUAAAUUGGGCAAAGCACAGUACUUUAGCAUCAUUGAUUUAGACAAAGUUUAUCACCAAAUAUUCAGGGGUGUUGUGGAAUCUGAUAGUUGUCGGAAUCAGAAUUGAAACCGAUCAAAAAAAGCUGUAGGUGUCAUGAAUACAGACAUUAUUGGUUUGAUAUUCGAAAUAGAAUUUGUAUCGGUUUUGGCUGUCACGGAAACCAAUUUUAUCGGUUUUGCUGUCUGAAAAAAUCUUAAGCGUUUUUAAGAUUAAGGUUGAAAUUAGACUCACUGAGGUGCACAACUAAAAGCACAUUGCCUGUGCUAUCUCGGUUUUAACCCUGCUGUUAGGUAAAAAAAAACUUACGAAUCUUAGGUUAGAGGACCAUUUGGUCCAUACUGCAGUUUUCAUACAAAAUAACAAUUUAAUCUUAGUCUUUAUAUUUAGUUUGGUUCAAUACUUGCUAAAUAUUAUUAUUUUAUUAUUUACUCAACUCUGGUAAAAUAAAAACUAGGCGAGGGGUUCCCCCGUUUUGCAUUUUUCUUUGCUCAACAUAGCUAGUGCAAAAAAUAAUUGCGGGAUUCCCACUUUUGGCUUUUUGUGUAGAAUCACGAAUGUUUAUGCGAAUUUGUUCAGUUUGUGUGUUGAUUUCGAGAGUUCGGACAUGUUUACUUAUGAAAUGGCGCACUUGAAUGAAGACGAGAUACGAGAAGUGCUCUGUGCAGAAAGUGUAUCGGAUAUCUCAGAUUGCGAUAUUGAUUAUAAUUCGGAGAAUUAUGAAACAAAUGAGUCUGAAACAGAUAGUGAACCGGAACCCCUCUUAACUCCAAGUGGCUCUGUUGAUUCCUUAUUUAUUGCUAAAAACAAAAUGGUAUGGAGUGCCACACCAUUACCUCAGCAUAUUGGAUCUGCGAUUGAGAAUAUUAUUUCAACACAACCAGGACCAACUCGAUUUGCAGUGUCCAGAUGCCAUGACAUUGUCUCAGCUUUUUUGUUGUUUUUUCCGCCUCCAAUAGAAAAAAUUGUGAUAGAAAAUACUAAUAAGUACGACAGAGUCAAGUUCGACGACAAAUGGGGCGAUAUUGAUGAUGACAUAUUGUGUCGCGGCAAAAAUGAAGAUGUUCAUGGUUUAUUUGAUUCAAAAUUUGGUCGCCCAAUUUUCCGAUCAAUUAUGUCUGAAAAUCAUUUCCACAAGAUUACUAGUGCGCUUCGUUUCGAUGAUGUUUUGAGUCGACAACAAACGCGUAGUAGCGAUAAAUUUGCUCCUAUUCGUGACUUGUGGGACCGUUGGCAACAAUUUCUUCCAAUGUUCUACAACUGCCAUGAAAAUGUCACGGUUGAUGAGCAACUUGUUGCAUUCAGGGGGCGAUGUUCUUUUCGACAGUUUAUGCCAUCAAAACCAGCAAAAUAUGGUUUGAAGUUUUGGUUAUCCGUGGACUCAAAGUCCGGCUACGUAUGGAAAAUACAACCAUACCUUGGUAAACCUAGAAAUGCUAAGCCCGAAAAGAACCAAGGAGAACGCGUUGCAUUGGACUUGACAGACGAUUUGAAAGGGCAAAAUAUAACAGCUGACAAUUUUUUUUCCACAUUUGAGUUGGUAAAAAAACUUCAUGAGAGAAAACUUACAUAUGUGGGAACGGUUCGCAAAAACAAAACUUUCAUUCCUCCGAAAUUGCUUACUGUGAAGAAUCUUCCAUUGUACAAAUCUACAUUUGCAUUCAAUGACAUUGCGACAUUAGUAUCAUACAUCAGUCACAAAAACAAAGCAACUAUAUUGAUUAGUACAAUACACAAAAAAGAUAAAGUUGAUGAGAGUGGACCGAAGAAAAAACCAGAGAUUGUUUCUUAUUACAAUUCAACAAAAGGUUUACUACAAAUAGUUUUUUGCCUGCCAAUAAUUUUUUAUGUUUCAUAUCUUUAGGUGGCGUUGAUACUGCUGAUCAAAUGAUUGGCUCCUACACGACGAAACGCCAAACAAAUCGAUGGCCAAACAUUGUAUUUGCAAAUAUAUUAGAUAUAUCCGCUUUGAAUGCGUACAUAAUUUUUUCCGAAAUCGAUGUUUCAUGGACUCCAGCUUGUCGGAAUCGGAGGAGACCAAAUUUUUUGCGGCAACUUGCACUUUCUUUGGCUGAGCCACAUAUGAUGAAACGCACUAAAUUACCUCAACAACAAUUUUCAGCGCAGUUAUUGAGAGAAAUACGAACACCUUCCACAGCACCAGUGGCCUGCUCUAAAAAUGCUUCUAGUUCAGGACAUCGAAAGCGAGGAAUUUGUAGUUGCUGCAAGUCUAAGUCUGAUGUAAAAUGCUCCAUUUGCAGUGCGUUUAUUUGCAAAACCAACCCAAAAACAUUUUGCUCAUCAUGUAGUACCAAAAAGU